Linderina pennispora is the source of this 718-nucleotide messenger RNA. RefSeq lists its product as uncharacterized. The coding region runs from base 99 to 659 and encodes 186 amino acids. Lineage: Eukaryota; Fungi; Kickxellomycota; Kickxellomycetes; Kickxellales; Kickxellaceae. The transcript has a single exon. The record is from RefSeq and is a predicted model, not a curated record.
AGGACACGCUCAUCAGCCUGAUUACACCACUGGCGUUUCACCUUCUACAGACAGAGCACUUUGGGAGGUUCUGCAACUGGUAUGAUGAGCUGUCAAGUAUGAGACUCACUCAUCGUGCGCCAGUAGAUACCGACUCCAAUUUCGCAUCUCGCUAUGCGCAGCCAGUGAAUGUUGAUACUCUUAUCGAUGCCUCUGAUUCUAUUCAGGACUACUUUCUUCAAUUCCCAUGUCACAAGCCUGGUGACACCACCAUCUUCGGGCCGCUGAACACGCUCAUUAUCUCAAACGUAGACAGAAUCAAGAAGUUGCUCCUACUUUCCUGGUAUCCCAAGUCUAGUCCCACAUGGGGUACCAUUGGCGGCAUUGAGGAUGCACAGAGCGCCUGUCUGAUUCCCAAGGUUCUCGACUGCGGCAUCAUCGUGGAGGAUCUGCUUGGAUAUCGCCUCGAGUUUAUUUCCUUUGUUUACAGCGGCGAAGACACCGAUCCGAUCAUGAAGGAGCUCCUCAGGCUGAGGGACGGAAGUGUGCAGACGAUGGUUGACCAGCACGGCAAACAGAUGCUGGCUCGUGAGAAGCGCAGACUGUCUGACCGCUCCGAUGUUAGCGGGUCUUCUACUGAGCAGCAUGUCCCCCAUCACAAGGUGCCCAGGCACCGCUAGUCUUCCACCCAUCCACUUUACUUUUUCUUCUUGUUUCUUUCAAAUAGCAGCAUUAUUGG